AUGCCCGUCGAACGGUUGAUACAUACCGACUGGACCUGCUGGGUCUCCUACGCCUGCAAGCCGCCGCCGCCUCUGAAUAGAAAUCGGUCUGCGCUUCAGCCCUCUGGCUCCUGCUCCUUCUCAAUCACCGGUCGUCCCUCAGCCCUUAGCCAUGGCUCCGUGUUCGGUUGUCCCUGCAUCCUUCCCUGGCGAUCUUCGAGCAAUGCUGGCGACGAGCCGCGGUCUGGUGCAUAUCCCCUCAGCGGCUGGCCGACACCUCAUCCCACCAGCAACCAACCGUCUCCUAGUCGUCGAGAGCAUGCCUUACAGCCCCCUCCUCUGACGACAACGUUAAGUGGCCAUCAGUUCCAAGGACUUGGGCUCGCGCUGGGGGCAGGCUACACAGGCACGCCUCUCUCGUCGACUUCAUUGUCCAGCCCAUUCACUCAAGGCUCUCCCGCCGUCGCCUCACCCGGAGGGGCCGCAAUCGGAUCGUCACCAAUGGCUUCGAGGCAAUACAACGUGCCUUACAAUCCCCAAGAUUGGGGUCCCGUGGGCAAUGGGUCAAUACAUGCUGGCCAAUCUACAUAUCCACAAACGAAUAACAUGCUGCGGAUCGUCUCCCAGCCACGGUCAACCGGGCCACGGUCAGAUGUUUCUUUAUCGCCGCCACCACCACCCUACUCACCUCCAAGCCAACAACAUCAGCGAGACAAUGGCAGCCAGAAUGCUUCCUCAAUGGGCUCGACAUCGCCAAGUCUUAGCUCUUCCUUUAACGGAGCGGUACGGGAUGCUCCAUUGGAAUAUCGACAACGCCGACUUCCCCGGACUCGCCCUCUAUCCAUGGCAGUGUCAAGUGAGACGAGCCACAAUAGACGAGUCUCGCUACCUCCGCCUCCACCGCUACCACCAAACAUUUCAUCUAGGUCCUCUUCUCAAAAUAGGGCGGAUACCUAUGGAGAACCAGCCACAGUCAUGGCAGGAUCGAGGCCGCACAUUGUUGUUUCGCCAGAAAACCUACGUUCCAUACAGUUGACUGAUGAGAACCACCUGUUUGAGACUGCGCAAUCUUUUGAUAUGGACCGGCCGCCGGCUGCAAGAAGAGCUGUUUCUGCCGGACCUGCCGUGAAUAGCGCGAGCUCCUCAAGGGCCCAUAGUCAAUCUGGCACCCGGUCCCCUUCGGGAACUAGUUGGGAGCCGGGGAUGCCUCUUCCACCACCUCCUCCUGGGCCACCACCAGCAACAAGAUCACAGAGUGUGAGUGGGUUAUCCGAUGGAUCCUCCAUCCGGAAUUCGCAAGCUCCUAUUAGAACAGGCAGGGCGCGGCCUCCUCCGGUCCUUGGCACAAGUUUGGACAGUAUUCCACCAACACCAGCUGGUUGGGUGGAUGAAGGGUCGACUGAUGCUAAAGGAAAAGGAGACAGGCUGCCACUUACCAUUGACACGGCGACGACAUCGAAUGCGAGCGGACCAGAAUCUCUCGAGUCUUCUCGCACGUCACAAAACCCCAAUAGUGGUGGCCUCUUCAGGAGCCCAGCUAUCAAGGACCCGAACGCCAAAGGCAUUCGAGAAAGGAGGAUCGAACGUCGGAACAGGCAAAGCCAGGUGUUCGAUAACCUCAGUGCUGUCUCCAUGAGUAGCAACCCUUGGGCUGAAGCUCUUGAGCAGCUCAAACCAUCCAACCUGGUCCUAGGAGAAUCGAGCAUGGAUUCGGAUAAUGCUCGAACCCAGGCUUCCGCAAAAUUCACACCACACAGCACUCGCAGCAUCGGCUCUGAUGGGCCGCCGCAGGUCACAUCACGAUCUAGAGCCUCUUCCGGAGGCUUGUUUUCAAACCGAUCCUGCUCAACCCCCAAGGCAGAGCCGAGCCCUCAGGGGCCGACUUUGACUUCGGGGUUUGCGCAGACACCACCGUUUUCCCCAGGCACGGAAAGGUCGUCUACGUUUCCCAAGCGAGCAUCGCCAGCAUUGCCCCCCAAAGCAUUGCCAACGCCCCCGCUACAAUCCGGACAGGACACAACGCCUUCCAGACCCGGUUCUAAGGAAGACCGACCGGUUUCGCAUAUACUGCACUUGCCAAACGAUACUGUCACUACGGUCUCUCCCUUAGCCCCACGUCGCGCGUUAACACAGCAAGGGCCUUCUCUUGACUCUGUUGUUAACCGCGAUGACGAAUUUGUGCGAAAUGCCAUGCAAAGACAUCGCGAGUUCAUUGAAAAGGAGGCCGACUCCCUGGACGAAAAAGAUGCAUUGCGGUUGUUUGCCGAAUUUAUUAUAUUGGAGUCCCAGAUUAGACGUGAGAGAUACGCUAAAGUGUGGAAUCUCGAUUCUUUCGAUGUCGAAGACGUCUGCCGUAAACUGUUCGUAUGCCCCCCAAAACCAGUGUUGGCACAGCAGAUUAGCCAGGUAGCACCUGGGCCGUCUUCCAGGAGGGCGUCCAAUCCUGGAGUACCCAAACUGGACAUACCUCAGACACGCCCCGAGUCCGCGUGGUGGAACAACUACAAACCGUGCCUCUCGCCGAUUGCAAGCCUCGGGUUGAGCAAUGAUGAAAUGAGUUCAAGAGGACGGGCGCCUAGCCGUUGGUGGGAGUCAAAGACCGGGUCUAGUAGUGAGGGGGGAGAGCGAAGAGUGCAGCGGUCAAAGAGGGAAACCAAAUACAUGGGGUUAUCGCGUGGAGCCCUGCAAUGGGAAGAAAGUCAAGCCUCGUCAGACACGGGGAAUGCUGGCGCGUCAAAUGGAGCAAAUCAGUACGCUGCGUACGGCCCUGAUGAAUACCCCCCUGAGAAAGUUGGAUGGCACGAGGAGCCUGCCCUGCCGGAUUGCCCCGACUCUGUUCGUCUUGGAUAUGUUAGGCGAUCCGAAGAUGCACAGAAAAUGGACGUCUCCAGACUGGUUACCUUGCCACCGCCAUACCCCAGGCACUAUCCAGCUGUCAACAAUAGCCAUCCUGACCUCGUUACCUACCGCACGUUGGUCCGAUCAAUAACAGACUUGACCGAGAUCAAGGCUACCAGACAACGGCACCAAACAGAGAUGGAUGGCUCGUUUCAAGACCACCAAGCACGAGUCAAAGAAGGUCGUCGGCAGUUCAAAGCCAACAUUCAAAGUCAGAUUCAACAAGGCAGUAUUACAUUCGCAGAAGCCGCGGAAGCAGAGGCCGCGUUGAUCGUCGAAGAGAAUCGACUUGAAAGGGAGCUGACCAAGAGCGGGCUGGAUACCUACCAAGAAUCCGUUCUGAAGCCAAUGCGUGGGAUUCUCACAGAUCGAAUCGACAGGGCUACGGCUUGUAUUGAUGAGUUACGCGGCAAACUGUUCGACGACGCCCGGUCUGAAACACCCGAUCAAACACAGGAGGAAGGAGAUGAAAAGCCAGAGCUCUUGGAAAAGCUUACGCAGCUCAAGUGGUUAUUUGAAGCACGCGAGCAGUUGCACCGCGAGGUGUUUGAUCUAAUCAGUGAUCGGGAUGAGAAAUACAGAGCCGUGGUCCUCCUUCCCUAUAAGCAGGCAUCUAACGAGGACAAAGUGCGCGAGACCAAUGAUUUCUUUGUCACAGAUGCAUUGGACCGCCGGGUCAACUUUGAGACUGAUUCUUUGGCUCGCCUCGAAUCCUUCCUGGAUGUAAUUGAGGAGAAUGUGGCUCGAGGGGUCGAAAUACAGCUGUCAGCUUUCUGGGAUAUUGCACCGUCGCUGUCAGCUUUGGUGCAGCAGAUUCCCGAGAAACUCCGCGGCUUCACGAUACAAAUCCCUGCUAACGAAUAUGACGAGAACCCGAGUUACCGUCCACAUCCGCUGCAGUACCUCUACACCCUGGUGUCUCAUGCCGAAAAGUCUAGCUACCAAUACAUCGAGUCCCAAAUCAACUUAUUCUGCCUACUGCACGAGGUCAAAUCUGCUGUUAUGAGAGCCAACUGCAAACUGAUGGAGGCUGAGCGAAUUCGCCUGGGUGAGGGAGAGAAUAAAGUGCAGCGGGAGAUGCAGCAGUCCCGGACUGAUGAAGAGCGCACAUUGACCAGCGAUCUGAAGGACAAGGUGGCUACGGUGGAAGGUCAAUGGGCGGAAGCUCUGGGGAGUGAAAUCCAACAAUUACGCGAACGGGUCAAAGAACAGCUGCUGGUGGAAGAUGGAUGGGAAGACAUGGAGCAGCUGGAGCAAGCGUGAGGAUGGAUGGCAACUUGGGCAACGAGUGAUGAUUGAUAUCGAGGGUUUAGUUUGAGGGGCUUCCCCAAUUAUGUUCCUUUGCUGUUCGCCGCUUGAUCUUGUGUCGCUGAAAGAUACCCACAUUCGUUUGCUAUUACUCCGUUACAAUGAAGCAUUUGUCUUGAUGUCU
This is a messenger RNA of Aspergillus sclerotioniger CBS 115572, 4309 nucleotides long. RefSeq lists its product as uncharacterized. NCBI's taxonomy places the organism in Eukaryota, Fungi, Ascomycota, Eurotiomycetes, Eurotiales, Aspergillaceae. The record is from RefSeq and is a predicted model, not a curated record. Bases 1 to 4140 code for a protein of 1379 amino acids. The transcript is spliced from 5 exons.